AUGAAGCAGGUUCUAAAGCUUACCCUUGACUGCACCCACCCCGGAGAAGAUGGAAUCACGGAUGCUGCCAACUUUGAGCAGUUUCUUCAGGAGAGAAUCCAAGUGAAUGGAAAAGCUGGGAAUCUCGGCAGAGGGGUUGUAACCAUUGAAAGAAGCAAGAGUAAGAUCACUGUAACGUCUGAGGUGCCUUUUCCCAAAAGAUAUUUGAAAUGUUUCACCAAAAAAUAUUUGAAAAAGAAUAACCUACAUGACUGCUUGCGUGUAGUUGUGAACAGCAAAGAGAGUUACGAAUUGCUUUACUUCCAGAUAAACUAGGAUGAAGAAGAGGAGGAAGAUGAGGAUUAAAGCUCAUUUAUCUGGCAAAUUUUGUAUGAGUUCUUGAAUAAAACUUGGAAA
Molecule: messenger RNA, 396 nt
Organism: Eptesicus fuscus (big brown bat)
Lineage: Eukaryota; Metazoa; Chordata; Mammalia; Chiroptera; Vespertilionidae
Product: 60S ribosomal protein L22-like
Exons: 1
Coding region: 1-315 (104 amino acids)
Biological process (GO): cytoplasmic translation
Cellular component (GO): ribosome
Molecular function (GO): structural constituent of ribosome; RNA binding
Source: RefSeq, a predicted model, not a curated record